AUGUCGGACGACUCGCUGUCGAGCGACAGCGACACGUCGGGCACGGCGGAUGAGGCAGGCUCCGACCCAUCUGAGAGCGAGGAGGACCCACCAGCAGCCAAAGAAGCUGCAGGAAAAGAUCUGCCCGCUCCUGCAGCACCGCGGGCUGAACCGCGGGCGGAACCACGGGCUGAACCACGGGCUGAACCGCGGGCUGAACCGCGGGCUGAACCGUGGGCUGAACCGCCUCCAAAACGGAAAGAGAAGCGGCUGAGGCCUGCACCAGUCGAGGAGGAGCAGGAGGAAGUCUUCAGGCUCUCGAUCGAGACCUUGCAGGGCCGUUGGCGGCACUCGGUGGCCUCCCUCGGGAUGCUUUCGGUGAAAGGCGGCGCUGUCAGGUUUGCUGAUGGUACGUGCUACCUUUUGAAGGAGAUCUCCCCGGGUGUCGGUCUCGGUGUCGGGUCGCCGCGGUCGCCCUUCCAUGCUGAGCGUCCUCGUUCCACGUGCCGUGCCGCGGUCGCGCUCUCCGUCCGCUGCGCCGCUCCGCGCCGUCGCCGCGUGGAGCGUCCGACGGAGCUGGACGCGGAGCUGGGGCGCGUGACAGUUGUGGGUGGCAUGGCCAAAGCGACGGCGCGGAAGACGAGCCGAGUGGACUCACAUUUGCACUUGUGGACUCCGGACGAGGAGUCCUUCCCAUGGUCCACCGCUCCACCAGAACACCUCAACGAUGGUCGUGCCACCAUCGAGAGCUUUGUGAAGCUGAUGGAUGAGAACGACAUCCGAAAAGCAGUGGUGGUGCAACCCAUCAAUUAUGGUCAAGACUACAGCUACGUGGUCUCAGCCAUGGACCAACACCCCGAGCGGCUCUUCGGCGUCUUUGUGGCUGAUCCCAGCGUCGCCUCGCCCCGGACCUGGAUGGAAGAGAUUCUUCGGAGCCAUGCGAACUGGGUCGGGGUGCGCUUCAACCCCUACAAAUGGCCUGAGGGCCAGGGCAUGUCGGACGACGUGGGCCGAGAAUUGUUUCGAACAGCGGGCGAUCUGGGGCUACCCGUGGGAGUGAUGCCUUUCAAAGGCUUGAGUCAACACGCCGAUGACCUCGAGGCGCUCUUGAAGUCCAACGAGAGAACCCAAGUCAUCAUCGAUCAUUGGGGUUUCUUUCUACAGCCAGCAACAGGCUUUGGCGAGCGUAGCUUCGACGAGGCUUCCUGGCACCGUUUGCUUCAGCUCAGCCGCUAUCCCCAGGUCCACGUGAAGAUCAGCGCGUUGUUCCGCGUGGCGGAGGAUCCUCCGCCCUUCCCGUCGCUCUCGAAGCGCCUCAAGGAGCUUCUGAAUGUCUUUGGCUCUCAGCGUCUCUUGUGGGGCUCCGACUUUCCGUAUGCCACUGAGCACUCCUCCUAUGCAGAGGCCGUUCAUGCUUUGGAAGCCUGGCCGAUUUGGGAGGAGAUGUCCAAGGAGGAUCGUCAGAACAUCCUCUAUGCCACGACGGCGAGGCUCUAUGGCCUUCUGGCCACCGAGGAGCUUUGA
Messenger RNA from Durusdinium trenchii, 1503 nucleotides. The record is from the annotation of a GenBank genome assembly. NCBI's taxonomy places the organism in Eukaryota, Dinophyceae, Suessiales, Symbiodiniaceae.